Molecule: messenger RNA, 2947 nt
Organism: Chara braunii
Lineage: Eukaryota; Viridiplantae; Streptophyta; Charophyceae; Charales; Characeae
Source: the annotation of a GenBank genome assembly
CUCGCGAGGACGUUGUGUCCUCUCUUUUGGACUUGAGCAUGCUCCAGGCUCGUCAGGAGCGACUCACCUUCCAUGUCGCCGCCCUGCGUCGCCUUCUCGCCAUCCUCUCUGACUGUGAUCGCACCCUUCCGAUCAUCCCCGUACGGCUGGGGACCUCCACGAGGGUGUACUCUGCGCUGUGGGAUUCCGGUUCUCAAGGCGACUUCAUUCACCCACGUGUGGUGAAAGAAGCCCGCUUACCCACAACCGGGUCUCCGACUCCCAUCUCUGUCACCCUAGGGGAUGGCAGGACCCAGCGCUUCUUCAAUCAGACGGUCACCGACCUCCCUUUCUUCCUCACUCUCGAGACGACUGAUCGUCCGCCGACGUCUCGUCGCCACCACUCCUCUGCACAUUUCGAUGUGAUGGAGACUGGGUACGACUUCAUUCUCUACACUCCGUGGUCUCGUCGGUUCCGCAACACCGAGGCUGAUUGGGCGACCAACACUCUCGUUCUCAAAACGAAGUGUGGACAGACGUAUCGUGUACCUUUCAUAGGUACCACUACGACACCACGCCCCGAUCUUCCUCCCCCGGAGCCUUCCGUACCUACACCAUCUCCUUCUAUCACUGUCACUUCGCCUCGGCAGUUCGCCCACUUCAUCGGACAGGACGACGUCACCUUCUUUAUGGUGAACGUGACUGAUCUCUUACACUAUGAUCCACCCUGUCCCGACGCCGAGCUCAUCCCUCUGGAGCCAGAUCCUUCUUCUAUCUCCAUGGCUCCCAUCUCUACUUUCGUCCCUCUGCCGUCCGUCGCGUCCACCCCGCCGUCGAGCGUUGACGCUGACGCUGAGGAACAAGCACGAUAUACGGCUGACCUGGAGCCCGCAGUUCGUGACCUCAUUCGAGAGUACCACGACGUUUUUCCAUCGUCGUUCUCGUACGCUGACAUCCCACCGAUGCGCGACGUCGAGCACUCCAUCCAGCUUGUGCCUGACUAUCGUGUUCACCACCAGGCACCCUACAGACUUUCGAUCCCCGAGGCCACCGAACUCAAGCGUCAGCUUGAGAAGUUCCUAGGAGUGGGUUUCAUUAAACCCAACAACUCCCCGUGGGGUGCACCCAUCCUCUUUGCUCGCAAAGCGGAUGGAACUCUUUGUCUCUGCAUCGACUACCGCGGUCUCAACCGCUAUACGGUUAAGAACAGCCACCCCAUGCCUCGUUCCGAUGAGUUGUUCGACCGCCUAGCAGACAACCGCUUCUUUACGAAGAUUGAUCUUCGUAGCGGUUACCAUCAGAUCCGCGUCGCUGCAGCCGACCAACCGAAGACCGCGUUCCGAUCGCGCUUCGGCCACUACGAGUUUACGGUGAUGCCAUUCGGCCUCACCAACGCACCCGCUACCUUCCAGAGGCCGAUGAACGACAUCUUCAGGGACAUCCUAGAGCAGUACGUUCUCGUCUACCUCGACGAUAUCCUGGUCUACAGUCCUACCCUUGAGGAGCACCUCAAACACCUCCGCGACGUCCUUGACCACUUGCGCAGACAUGGUUUCUACGCCAUGUUGAGCAAGUGUCGCUUUGCCCAGCACAAAGUGGAUUUCUUAGGACACUACGUGUCUGACCAGGGUCUCCACAUGGACGACGCGAAGAUCACUGCUAUUGCAGAGUGGCCCGCUCCCACAUCUGCCAAGCAGCUUCGCAGCUUCCUAGACCUGACCAGCUAUUAUAGUAACUUCAUCCAGGGAUACGCUAGUGCACAUGAGGUCACCGACAUCGUGUUCGACCGAGUCGUGCGUGAUCGCGGCUUACCUAUGAGCAUCAUAUCUGACCGUGACCCGCGCUUUACCAGUCGAUUCUGGCGACGACUCCACGAGGUUUACGGCACCCAGCUCCACUUCUCCUCGUCUUACCAUCCUCAGACUGAUGCUCAGACCGAGAUCACGAACAGAACUCUCGAAGAUAUCCUCCGAAAGAUUGUUCGUGACGACCAGCAGUGGGAUAUCCAUCUUGCCCACGCGGAGAUAGCCUACAACCACGCCGUCUCGCCAGCCACAGGGAUGUCGCCUUACUAUUGCGACCUCGGCUAUCACCCUCGUGUUCCCGCAGACUUCCUUCGACCGUCACAGAUGCACCUCGAUAUGAGUUGUCCCUCGCUGGAUGAUUGGGUUGCACACAUGACAUCGAUCAUGAAGACCGCACAUGAGCACAUAGCCGCUUCCCAGACUCGCAUGGCAGCACGUACGAACCGAUCGAGGAUGGAUCAUCAAUUCAAAGUCGGUGAUGAUGUGCUUAUCGACACCCGCCACUUACAGCCCGAAGCGGACACGCUUCGCAAGUUUCGGCGUCGCUUCUUUGACCCAUGCCGAAUUCUCCAGGCCGUCGGUUCUGAUACGGCUUCUAGCCCGGUCAGCUUCCAUGUGAAGCUGCCCGACUACCUAUGCCAGGCUCAUGUGCACGAUGUCUACCACGUCUCGUUACUGCGUCCUUACCGCAGACCAUCUGAGCGUUUCGCCGGACGACCAUACGAGCGCCCUCCACCCAUCAUGGUGGACGGCCACGAGGGGUUCCUCGUUUCAGACAUCAUUGGUCGAGUCACCGACGACAACCCUCCCCACGACGAGUAUCUGGUAUGUUGGAAGGGUUACCCUGAUGAGGAGGCCACCUGGGAGCCCCUCGAGCACUUGCAGCACGCUCGCAUGUUGGUGCGUGCCUAUGACCGUGCUCGUCGUGCUGGGUUCACUGCUCCUCCUCAGCCCACUGACCCUCCUCCUUCUCCUCCGGUUGAGGAGACGGCUGAAGUCGAGCCUGCUCCAUCUGAGGCAGACCUUCAGCAGCAGCCGGAUGCUUUUGAGCGUCCACAGCGCACUCGUCGUCGUCUUGCUCGAUACGACGAUUGACUCUGACUUACCUUCCCACGUCCUUGACUUCUCAGUACUUCAUCCACUCCAGUUUUGCUACGUCAGCU